GUAUUGCUUGUGUCUAACUAACAGCCUCGAUGUGGCCAUGAUGAAGAAAUAUAAGUUCUAGAUGAAUGCAGAUAUCACCAACCGAGCUUAUUUAGUAGUCUCAACAUGCAUUCACUGGCCUGGCGUGUCGUAGUAGUCCUUUCGUCUUGGAUCGCAGUACAUGCCCUCGAGCAGCAAGUUCUCAUAGUUCCAGAGACGCAGCAUAUUUUCGGAGACCCCGGCGCCGAGCAUGAAAAGAUAUCUGCGUCGUCGGGCUUCCAGCAAGAUCAUUAUAACAGCUCGAAUCCUACGACUGGUUUUAUUGCGCUCGGAGACUCGUAUAGUGCGGGUAUUGGAACAGGAGGAGAAGGAAAGGAGAAUGAUUGUCGACAAGGCAUCUCUGCUUAUCCUCAGUUAGUAGCCGCCGACCGCGACCCGACUGCUUUUCAGUUCCUAUCAUGUACAGGCGCUACAACAAAAGAUAUCAUGGCCGGAGCUGAAGAGAGCCAAGUGGACCGCCUUGAUGUUUCACUCCCAGUCGACUUUGCGCUUCUAUCGAUCGGUGGAAAUGACCUUGGCUUCUUCGAUGUAAUCAAUGCAUGUGUCUUUCGAUUCUACAACUUUUAUUCGGGGACCUGCGAAGAUGCCCUAGCCCGCUCGCGAGUCCUUCUAGAAAGCGAUGAAUUCGAGAUCCAUUUGCGGAUUUUGGUCAUGGAAAUCCUUGACAAGAUCCGCUGGGAGAAGAAGCCGUCCUUCACCAUCACCGUGACAGGAUACGCAAGAUUCUUUAACGAGCUCACCGAUGGCUGUGAAGACAUGAGCUUUGGUGUUUGGUGGAACGGUCCAAAGCUUACCAAGAAGUUGAGAUCCGAUAUGAAUGCUCUAGUCCUCAGCGUCAAUGCCAAGCUACGCAAAACAACCGAUGCCAUCAACCACAGCUUCACUAAAGACAGACUUAUCUUCGUCGACUAUGACGCCGAAUUCGAUGGACACCGCUUCUGCGAGCCCAACGUCAUCGAGCCGGAUUACGAGCGCCUUGACACUUGGUUCUUCCUUGUGGGAGGGCCUGACAACGCAGGCAACGGAACCAAACCGCAGCAAACUCCAGACCCCAAAGCUCUGUCACCAACUUCUCCCCUAGUCGAACCCCUUUCAUGCUUAAGGCCGGCACAACAGUCUGGAGACUGGGGGAUGCUUGCGUUAUGUUAUAUGGCCAUGGCAAAACACGGCGAUCCAACCCUUCGCCUAGCUCGUGAGGACGUCUCAGCGCAAAAUUCAAUGUGGUACGUCCCCACAUACUACGGGAAAACAUUCCACCCUAGAGCUCGAGGUCACAAAGCGAUACGGGACAAUAUAUACAAAGUAUGGCGGACGGUUGAUGAAGUUCAAUCCAUGUAGCCGUCGUUGCAAUUCCAAUGCUCUUGGACUCUUUUUGCUCAUGAAGUCGGAGCCUUUGGUACGCUUGCCUACUUAUCUACAUUGCACUUCGAUUACGUGGGGAGUAUACAGGUAGCUAGUCAGAAGUCUUGAUAUUCACCUAUCAUCGGUCUGUGGUAGCAAUCUACAUAGGUAUUUAUUUAUAUGGAUAGUAUACAUAUGCGUACAUUAUGUAACCCAAGGUCGGGGAUUAGGCCACAGUAGC
This is a messenger RNA of Xylaria bambusicola, 1621 nucleotides long. Its product is annotated as SGNH hydrolase. The transcript is spliced from 2 exons. NCBI's taxonomy places the organism in Eukaryota, Fungi, Ascomycota, Sordariomycetes, Xylariales, Xylariaceae. Gene Ontology annotation, biological process: triglyceride catabolic process. Gene Ontology annotation, molecular function: triacylglycerol lipase activity. The coding region runs from base 106 to 1377 and encodes 423 amino acids. The record is from RefSeq and is a predicted model, not a curated record.